AUGGUCGAAAGUGGUGUCCCUCAGGGUUCCGUACUGGGACCCAUUUUGUUCCUUAUCUACGUGGACGAUGCCGCAAGAGAUUUGGACUGUGAAGUAGCAAUGUUUGCGGACGACAUGAAGAUAUGGAGUGUAAUUCAUGGUCCUGCCGAUGAAGACAGACUGCAAAUGAACCUGAAUCGGUUGGAGGAGUGGUCAAACCGUUGGCUCCUGCGGUUCAACGUUGCCAAAUGUAGCAUACUUCGCCUAGGCAAUACAGCCAGAUCCGCCAGCACAAGAGGCUACUUUCUGGGCGGUGCAGCCCUACAAGAGGUCGAAGCCCAAAAGGACCUCGGUGUGCUUACGACGAGUUCCCUAAAACCAUCCGCCCACUGUUCGAGGGUGGCAAAAAGCGCAAUGUCCGUACAGUACGCCAUCAAGCGUGCGUUUAUGGACUUUGACGAAGAAGCUUUCUCUAAGACAUUCGGAACAUUCGUCCGGCCGCAUUUAGAGUACGGCAUACAAGCUUGGAGGCCGUGGGCUGUUGUGGAUCAAAACUGCCUCGAAAGAGUCCAGAGGAGAGCCACGAAGAUGGUCAGGGGUCAAAGCUCCUUUCCUUAUGCGACCCGCCUAGUAAAUCUGAACCUCUUUCCUUUGAGUUACAGGCAACUUCGCGGAGAUCUCUUGCAAGCCUUCCGCAUUGUAAAGGGGUUGGAUUGCAGUCUGGCCUUCGAGGACUUUUUUGAAUUUGCUACCACGAUCAACCUCCGAGCUCACCCGUUAAAACUGCGCACUCAGCAGGCACGGCUGGAUGUGCGGAAGUUCUCCUUCUCGGUUCGGGUGGUCAAAACGUGGAAUGAGCUUCCCGCAGAUGUUGUGAUGUCACCAUCUAUACAAAGUUUUAGGAAGAAUCUGGACAUAUUUAUGUUCCGAAAUGACCAAGAGCGAUGA
Messenger RNA from Spirometra erinaceieuropaei, 927 nucleotides. NCBI's taxonomy places the organism in Eukaryota, Metazoa, Platyhelminthes, Cestoda, Diphyllobothriidea, Diphyllobothriidae. The record is from the annotation of a GenBank genome assembly.